AUGCCGCCGAAGCGCGCGCACGACGCGCCCGCGUCGACGAUCGACGUGCGCGUGCGAUUCCCCGGCGAACGCGACGCGACGCGCCUCGCCAUCGACGCGCGCGCGCCGACGGUGCGCGCCGCGAUCGAGGCGCUCACGAAGGCGCGUCGGGACGUGCGCGACGCGCUGUCGACGUCGUACGCCGGGUUUGAGAUCGCGCUGAGCGCGCGAGGAACGAACGACGACGGCGCGACGCUGCGGGAAGACGCGCCGUGCGCGAAAGACGAAGAGUACGUCGCGCGGUUGACGCGAGCGUACGCGCUGCGAGCGACGACGCAUCCGACGCGCAAGUACGUCGUGGGACGAUUUAAGGGAGAACGCACGCCGGUGUUCAGCGUGGGAGAGCGCGCGCCGGUGGAGUGGCAGAUGCGACACGCGAAGAGCGAUGCGAGUGGGAACGCGUUGGUGCUCACGGGAGGGAAAAAGGGGAACAAGGGCGCGUACACGGGGACGCGAGACGCGCAGAGCGCUUCGUACUUUGUGCUCAUGUCGCACAGGGAUGAAGCGACGGCGACGGUGCGAGAAUUCGUGGCGAUGCCGUGUGAGGACUGGUAUACGUUCACGCAUAACGUACAGCGGCGAGUGUUCACGCUGGAAGAGGCGGAGGCGAGGAUGGAGGCGGGGAAACGCGCGGUGGGCGAGGCGUGGGGACGCAUGGAUCGAACGGUGGACGAACCGGGGUACUCGGACGACGAGAGCGACGGCGAUAGAGGUGAGCAGAGGGACGAAUCGAGCGAUGAAGAGGACGCUUUUAAGGCAAAGAAAGGGAAGAAAAAGGCGAUUCAAGGCGUCGGUCUCGAUAGCGACGACGAAGACGACACCGGGAAGAAAUCGGGCAAGCCGGCGCGCAAAAGUCAGGACGAAGGAGGCGAGGAUUGGGAGCACGACGAGGAGUGGGACGACGACGAGGAUGACGUCGCGAUUCCAGAGGACGAAGAGGCACCGAAAGACCCGACGAAGACGCACGCAGACAGCGAUGCGGAGGACGAGGGAUUAGAUGAAGAAGGUUUAGCCGUGAAAAAGUUGCUCGGCAAGCAAGAAAAAAUGCAAGCCGGUCAGUUUAGCGAUUCCGACUCAGACUCCGAACUCGAGGAAGAUUUUAACCCGGACAACGACGAUAUCGCCGCCAAGGUCGUCGGCUCUUUCGUCGAAAGAAGCAAAAAAUUGGAGGCUGAGGAAAAAGCCGAAGCGGCUGCGCAACCGAUGGCGAAAUCCGCGUCGGCGUCCUCCAUCGGCGUCAAGCGGAGCGCGAGCGACGUCGACACCGCCGCGCCACUGGCCAAGACAGCACGCGUCGCGCCACCGACGGCACCGAAACAAUCUCCGAUCCAGGCUGUGAUCAUCGACGUCGUGCGCAAAAAUCCCGACAGCACCACCGUCAAGCUCAUCACGAAGACGUGUCGCAAGAAAGGCUUGUUGAACAGCACCGCCGGUGCCGAGGAGCUCAAGGAAGCGAUCAAAAACUUGCUCGUCAUGAAGAAACUUCGCGAUGGCUCUCAAGUCUUAGUGUUGAAAUAA
Molecule: messenger RNA, 1557 nt
Organism: Ostreococcus lucimarinus CCE9901
Lineage: Eukaryota; Viridiplantae; Chlorophyta; Mamiellophyceae; Mamiellales; Bathycoccaceae
Exons: 1
Coding region: 1-1557 (518 amino acids)
Biological process (GO): positive regulation of transcription elongation by RNA polymerase II; transcription initiation at RNA polymerase II promoter
Cellular component (GO): transcription factor TFIIF complex; nucleus
Molecular function (GO): RNA polymerase II general transcription initiation factor activity; DNA binding; TFIIF-class transcription factor complex binding
Source: RefSeq, a predicted model, not a curated record